AAAAUGGGUUGAUUUUCUACUGUUUCAUGGGACAUUCCUCUAGAUAUUGAAGCUACAUUUAGGGUUUUUUGGUUCUUUUACUUGCAGUUAUUUUAUUUAGUUUUUACUUUUCUGAGUGGGGAAAGUUUGGGGCUAGAUAUUUUCUGAGAGACAAUGGGAAAAUAGAUUGUUCUGCAUUUGGGGGAGUAUGGACAAAACAAGAAGUUUGGAAUUUGGAGCAGUUUUUUCCUUUUUUCCCCCUUAGAAAAAAAAAAAAAACUCUUCUUUUCAUGCUGCGUUUCAAAUUUCAAACCCUCUUACAUUUAAUUAUUCGAUCGUUGUCCCUCUCCUUCUUUCACGGCCACACUGGGAGGGAACUUCGCUGUUAAAUUACCAAAAUGCACCUCUGGGCCAUGGAAAAUUACCAAGUACUUCAAUUUUUCCCAUUUGGGGGAAAGGGUUACUUCUGGAACUGUUCAUUCUCUUAUCUGUCGCUCUCUUGUAGGCCCUUAAGGCCAUAAUAGAGGGCCUGAGUAUUAAAGAAGUCUGCUUGAAAGCUGACUGAACUAUUUACUUUCUUUUCUUCUGGUUCAUUUCCCUCUCUAUCUCUCUUUCAUCCCAUAUUUUCUCUUCUUCAUUGUUUCUGCUGUAAUAUCAAGUUUAUUUCCCCCAUUUUUAUGAACUUCACUUCACAUUGGUCGCCAUGAACGAGCUUUGAUCCUCUUGCUUCUCUAUGAACCUGAUCUGUUGCAGACUUGCUGGUCUUGUGAGUGAGGGAACUGUCGAGUAGUUUGAACCAAAUCCCUUUUGCUUGACAUUUUUUUCUUCAGAAGGAAAGUGAUGCAGACUUCAAAAUCCAGAAGUUCAUUGGAGGCACCCAAAAAGGUCUCUUUAAAAGCAGCCCGUCAAGUUAAGCCAGCAGCAUUGAAGUGCGAUUCGUCAUCCUCUUCCAAUCUAACGGGAAAAAUAUCUAAAGAGAGGAGCCCUAAAAUUGUUGGCAGGUCGCCCAGAACUCCACUAUCAGAGAAGAAGUGCCAAAACAGAAUAUCCGAAUUGGAAUCUCAGAUUUCUAUUCUUCAGAAGGAUCUUAAAAAGGCAAAGGAGCAACUGCACUCGUCCAAGUCACGGAAAGACCGAGCCCGGGUAGAUGCCGAGGUGUCCACGGCAUCAUCAAAUGUCAAGGGGCAUCAGAUAUCUUCUUCUGAGCAAGGCCAUCCUAAAGAGCUCCAGAAGCAAGCACAAGAAGAUGAUCAAUCACUGCACUCCACAUCCGAGGUCACCGAGAAGUCGGAAUCUGUGGACUCCGUUGCCUUAGCAAUGGUGAACUUAACGCAGCAGCUUAAAGUCAAACUUCAGGUUGUUGAUGAAUCCAAAGCUUUCCAGACUAAGCAUACGGAAUUUGCGAAAGAGAAGCAUGGUAAAUUGAAAGAAACAUUGUCAGAAAUUCUCUCUAUUAUGGCAAGCAUGAAAAACCAACUGCAAGAUUGUGAAUUAUCAGAAGCUCAGGUCCAAGCGCUUAUUAGUGAAACUACAGCGCAGUUGGAAACUGCAAAAGAAAUGGUAGACGUGCUCAGUUCUGAUACUACAAAAGCUUUUGAAGAUUGGAAUUCAGUUUCUUCCGAGUUGGACGAGUCUCGGGAUCACGUAAACCUAUUGGAAACACUUGUUCGUAAACUAGAACUCUCCCUUGUUAAUGCUAGCUGGAAGGGCUUUGAUAAGUCUGCAGUUAACAAAAACCGAGAGCAGGAAAUGACAGAAGAUGAGACAAGGGAACUGGAACAGUUUGAAUCUGAUUUACGCCCUCUGCAGUCAGAGGUCAAACGACAGAAAUCCGCUCUGGAAGUUUCUGAGGCAGAAUACAGGGAGGAACAAGAUCAUAGUACCAUCAAACCAAAAUCUGCCAAUGAGGCUAAACAUGUGAAAUAUGAUCCAAAUCUGAGAGAGGUUGAACUCAAGAAGGAAUUAGAUAAAUCAAGAGUUGAAAUUGAUGAGUUCAAAGCGAAGUUACUCGACAAAGAAACAGAAUUACAGAGCAUCUCGGAAGAGAAUUUGAAGCUGAGUUCUAAGCUCGAGAAGAGCCUAUCGACACAUCGAGUAUAUGAACUAGAGAAAGAGCUGGAGGACUUGAAGAACUGCAUUGCAGAUUUAAAGGCCAACCUCUUAGACAAAGAGACAGAAUUCCAAAGUGUAACAGAGGAGAAUGAAAUGCUGAUAUCUAAAAUCAGUAGAAGGGACACAAUCAAAACUAAAGCGACAGAGGAAACGUCAACCGAGCUAGUUACAUCCUCAACAAUAGAGAGAGAGACCCAAGCAAAACUCGGGAUCAUCACAGAAGAUGCAGAUCGAGGUACUGGUACUGGGAGGAAAUCUGCAGGGGUAGCUGAACUAGAGGCAGCACAAGCAGCCAAUGCAGAAAUGGAGAUGGAACUGAGAAGGCUAAAAGUGCAGUCGGAGCAGUGGAGGAAGGCGGCGGAGGCUGCUGCAGCCAUGAUCUCAGCCGGGAGUAACGGGGAAUUCGUGGGGAGAACCGGAUCAAUGGACAGCAACUACAAUGCCAUCACUGGGAAGAUCGGGUCGCUGUACUCAGAAGAUCCAGAUGAUGAUUUACUGAGAAAGAAAAAUGUGAAUGUACUAAGAAAGAUAGGGGUGCUAUGGAAGAAACCGCAGAAAUAGAAAGUGGGAUUUACAUAUAUCCAUGUAAUGCAGUUUGUAGGCUUUGUAGUAGUUAUGCUUUCACCACGGCCAUUGAUGUAAUUUUCUUAUUUUUGUAGAGAGCUCUCUUCCAAAUUUGAGAAUUCAGAAUGCUAUUAAUAACUGAUAUGGCAGUUGAUGCACUCUCUAAACUCUUACUUGGCGUUA
Molecule: messenger RNA, 2838 nt
Organism: Momordica charantia (bitter melon)
Lineage: Eukaryota; Viridiplantae; Streptophyta; Magnoliopsida; Cucurbitales; Cucurbitaceae
Source: RefSeq, a predicted model, not a curated record